Molecule: messenger RNA, 888 nt
Organism: Hymenoscyphus albidus
Lineage: Eukaryota; Fungi; Ascomycota; Leotiomycetes; Helotiales; Helotiaceae
Source: the annotation of a GenBank genome assembly
AUGUCCACAAUAGCAUCACCUCGAGACUCUUCCGUCAAUGGACGUCGAGUCCCCAUCAACGCAACACCUACAUCUUCCUCACGCCCCUCCCUCGAAAUAAACCGUUCCACCUCCGCCUCUCCCAAUCCCCAACAACAGCCCAGAAAAGCCUCCCGCGCCGCCCUCCGCGAAUACUACAACCUCAAAGCCACCCAAUCCAUUCCCGUAAUCCCCGAAUCCUCACCUCCUCGUACAGACACCUUCAGCGAAACCUCCUCCAUCCACGACAUCUCCGAUGUGCAGACCUCACCGCUGGACUCUCCCACCUUCAAUUCAGAAACAUACACCAAACAUGUCUUGGAAACACAGCCGCUCUCUGAGUUAUUGCGGACGUAUAACCAGAUUCUGACGGAUAUCAGAGCGUUGGAUGCUGAGAAGAAAGCAUUGGUCUAUGAUAAUUAUAGUAAAUUGAUUGCUGCUACUGAAACGAUACGGAAGAUGAGGGAUCAUAUGGGGAAGGAUAACCCGGUUGCGCGAGAGCUGGAUCCGAAAAUUAGGGGGAUUUAUAGGAAGGCUGUGGAGAUAAGGGGGGAGUGGAGGGAGGGGGUUGAGGAGAUGAGCGAGAGGGAGAGGGAGGCCGCGAAGGAGAGGGACAGGAGGAGGAAGGUUGUUGAGAGGGUGCUAGAAACGCCGGAAAAGAUACGAUUAUUAGUUGCUGAGGGAAAGAAUGAGCAAGCGAGAAAUAUGUGGGUUUACCCUUCAAAGUUGUUAGAGAGGUGGAGGGAGAGGGGAGUUGGUGGUGGGGAUGUAGAAGAUUGUAUUGAGGAUGGUGAGGCAGCUUUGAGGGGAGAGCCAGCGAAUGAGAAGAGUUGGGUUAAUGUCAAGGCAAAGAAGCAAUCGAAAUCAUGA